GCUGCUAUCUGACGUCUGGCCCACUCGAGUGUACAACAACAGAUAAAGAGGGGAUAUAUAGCCUCUUGAGUCGUCUUUUUAGGCAUUUAUUUAUUUUUUAUUUUUCUGAUAUUUUUCAAUCCAAUAGAUUUGUUGUUUGCUUGAUAUUCUUCACAGAUUCCUGGAAAUAAACAAGUAUUUCACAAGUGCAAUUCCUCUGAGGGAACAAGUUGUAGGUCACAAUUUUGACUGAGAUUUGGAUUGGUAAAUUGAACUUUGGAAGAGAUACAAUGGGGCGUACAUGUGAUUAUUGUGGGGAGCAAAGGUCAAUGGUGUAUUGUCGGUCUGAUCUUGCUUUUUUGUGCUUGUCCUGUGAUCGGAAUGUUCACUCUGCAAAUGCUCUUUCGAAGCGACAUUCUCGGACCCUUGUUUGUGAAAGAUGUAAUGUUCAACCUGCUUGUGUUAGAUGCAUUGAUGAAGGAGCCUCUCUCUGCCAGAAUUGUAAUUUGGUUGGACAUGAUGGGUCUGCGGCUUCUUCUUUUCAUAAGCAGCAAAGUAUAAGUUAUUAUUCUGGUUGCCCAUCUGCAGCAGAGCUCUCCAAAAUUUGGUCAUUCAUCUUGGAUCCUCUCCCUUCAUCAGACAAUUCUACUUGUCCAGAGGGAUUAGGUUUAUUGAGUAUUUCUGACAGCGGUGCGAAGAAUUGCGAGGAUCCUAUGGGUAAAGACGCUGGUCAAGAUACAAUGGUUGUGGGGGAUGGGAGUGAUCCCCAAUGUGUUGAUAAAACUAGUUUUUGGAGUGGACCUUCAUCUAUCCCUGAAUUUUUUUCACGUGAAUGUCCUGACCAAUUUGAAUGCGCAGAAUCCUCCAAGUUGUUUUAUCCCACCAAUAGAGUUCAAGGGAUCCAUGACGACCCAUUUGCAGACUUGGACAUGGAUGAAGUUGACAUAAAUCUUGAGAACUACGAUGAGCUAUUUGGUGUUACUCUUACUCAUUCUGAACAACUUCUUGAGAAUGGUGGAAUCAACAGCUUGUUUCGUAGACAAGGCAUGUCUACAACGGAUUCCGAUGACCAGGGUGGAUUCAGUGUUGAGGGGGCAUCUGCUGGAAUCAUGGUUCAAGUCCUGCCAGCAUGCAGCAACGCAGCAUCUGCUGACUCUAUGAUGAGUGUCAAAACUGAACCAAACCCUGGUUUUGCAGCAAAGCAAGCCCAUUCUAAUCUCUCAUUUUCUGGCCUUACUGGAGAUAGCAGUGGUGGGGACUAUCAGGACUGUGGAGCUUCUGCAGCGCUUUUACUUGGAGAGCCACCCUGGUUCCCUCCCUGUCCUGAUAGUUCCUUCCAAUCCACUAGUCGAACUGAAGCUGUUAUGCGAUACAAGGAGAAAAAGAAGGCCCGGAAGUUUGAGAAAAGAGUGAGAUAUGCAUCCCGGAAAGCCAGGGCUGAUGUUAGGAAGCGUGUGAAGGGCCGAUUUGUCAAAGCUGGUGAAGCUUAUGAUUAUGAUCCUCUGAAUACCAGGAGCUACUGAAGACUAAAUUCUUAGAUUUGAGUGUGUAAGCAACAUAAUCUUUGGUGUACAAAGUAUGUGGUUCACUGCAGCUUUUGGUUUCUGGCCUGUUAUUUUAUUGUACAUCUGGAACAUAUAUGAUGGUUAUGAAAUAGCCAUCAACAAUUCAACAUGAAGGGUGGCUCUGCCUUAGCAUCAGAUGGUUUGCACUCGGAGUAUUGAGUAUAGUCUCUGUCGUUGACAAUAUGCUCCCAUCAUUUUGAUUAGUCUUUCCAGAUUCUCCUGCUGGCAAAUUCUGGCACCUGAUACAUGCCAGGUAUUAAUGUAUAAUUGUCUGCUAGGAAAUCACAACUUCAUAUGGCUUCUUAUUCUCUUCUAUGUACGUCUGCCAUAGCUUUCUAUGGCGUCUUAUCACCAUUGUAUCACCAUUGUAUGUAGAACCGAAAGUCCUAUAAGGGGAACUGGUGAGCGUUCCUUUAUUUAUUUUUGCAGAGGAGUUGUAGGUGUUUGGGUAAUUUUCUCUGUAGAAUUUAUGUACAUUGCUUGUUUUUUUCGCGGAAGUAACCGUAGAGUUGCAAGUGUAAAUUGUAAUCUAUUGUAAUCAUAGGAUAUAUUUGGUUUUGCAAUAAUAAUAUUUUGGCAUUUCAGGUGUC
Molecule: messenger RNA, 2134 nt
Organism: Spinacia oleracea (spinach)
Lineage: Eukaryota; Viridiplantae; Streptophyta; Magnoliopsida; Caryophyllales; Amaranthaceae
Product: zinc finger protein CONSTANS-LIKE 9
Exons: 6
Coding region: 270-1502 (410 amino acids)
Molecular function (GO): protein binding; zinc ion binding
Source: RefSeq, a predicted model, not a curated record